GCCUUGUUAGAGUGUUUAUACACUCCCACUCCUUGGCUCAGUCUGACAGCAGAACUACAGGGAGACUCUCUAGGCAGUCAGGCUAUGUGUGUCCGAGUGAAAGGGUGGGGGGUCAUCCUGAAUUGACCUCCAAAUGGAACACCGGCUGGUGACGCUGCUGUUUUUCCAAGCAGUUUGGAAUAGUGUUCUUGGGAAGAACCAUUCUGUACACAAAAGAGGCCUCCUUGAGUUAUCUGGAGCCAUAAAGUGUGGCACAGGACGAUUUCCUUUGGCAUAUUUAGGUUAUGGAUGCUACUGCGGCCCAGGAGGAAGAGGAUGGCCGAAGGACAAAACAGACUGGUGCUGUCAUGAACAUGACUGCUGUUAUGGCUUCGCGGAGGAACAAGGCUGUAACCCCAUAAUACGUAGAUAUAAAUGGACCUGUAAUGACAAUACUGUGGUAUGUGAUACAAUGUUAGACAGAUGUCAAAAAAUCAUAUGCCAAUGUGACAGAGAAGCAGCCAAGUGUUGGAGAUCUGCCCCUUUUAACCGACGCUAUGCCUUCUGGCCAAAUUUUCUGUGUGGCCAAAUUUACCCUGUAUGCAGUUAUGGGAAAUGUAGGCAUUAAGACUAUUUUUUAAUGGAAACCUUCAGUUUCUUUCCUCUUUAAGCUCUCUAUACUUUGUACAUCAUUCAACUAGACUAGCAGCUUCUGAAUUGUGUAUGUAUCUUCGGAUUUCUGGAAAUGUCAGAUUAAACAGUGACCUCUAUACCUGUUGGUUGCACAGAUUCAUAGGCUUCUUGUGAUAUCUUGUCAUGGAAAACAUACCCUACAAAAGUGUUUUUGAAAUGCCAUGCUAUGAUCUUU
Messenger RNA from Zootoca vivipara (common lizard), 847 nucleotides. Its product is annotated as phospholipase A2. Gene Ontology annotation, biological process: phospholipid metabolic process; lipid catabolic process; arachidonate secretion. Lineage: Eukaryota; Metazoa; Chordata; Lepidosauria; Squamata; Lacertidae. Gene Ontology annotation, molecular function: calcium ion binding; phospholipid binding. The record is from RefSeq and is a predicted model, not a curated record.